This is a messenger RNA of Aphis gossypii (cotton aphid), 1058 nucleotides long. RefSeq lists its product as uncharacterized. The transcript is spliced from 5 exons. The record is from RefSeq and is a predicted model, not a curated record. NCBI's taxonomy places the organism in Eukaryota, Metazoa, Arthropoda, Insecta, Hemiptera, Aphididae. Bases 63 to 935 code for a protein of 290 amino acids.
AAAUAAAUAUUGUCUGUGAUAAUAGUUGUACGAAUAUACUUAAUGAUUAAAUUGUGUUAAGAAUGUCUGAAUCAAUUAUCACUAUUGAUCGAAGUUCCGUACUUUGUAAGACAUUUAUUAAGUUCGAUAAACAAAUAACUUUUACUUCUAGACAAAUUGAAAACUUGUUUAAGCUUCAACUACUAAAUAUGAAACCACAAGAGUGCGUUACAUCAGUUUCGUCUACAUUAAAACUUGAUGAUAUUGAAGAGAAUUUAACACACUUUUGGCUGGCCGACAUGUUAUCCAAAAUCGUUAGAAACCUACAGCAUUCACGUUUUAGUGUUCAACAAGGAGUUGUCAUUGUGCGUUGGGUUAUCCAUUAUAUAUCUUUAGUAAUAACCGAAAAAUUGAGUAAAGUAAUGUUGUUCGAAAAACUACGCUCGGACAUCAUUGUUGCUCUAGAAAAUGCUGGAGAUUAUUUGAUACCACUUCCGAAUAGUACACAGUGUUCGAGUUACGUGACGACGGCCAAGAACAAGACGAAACACUCGUCGAAAAUUGUGAAGGACUCGACAUCUGAAGCAAACCAUAAGCCCAUGACUGCUUUACAAAUAGCUGCUAGCAUCGCGAACACGUUACAUGAAAUGUUUUGGGACGAUUUCAAGUAUACUGUGGUACAAAUGGCAUUCGAUGCUAACCCGAUUCAAGAAAUAAAUAAUGAAAUUCCAAACACGAUAAAAGAUAUUGACCCUUUGUAUCUACGAAAUGAUAGCAAUAACCUGGUAAAUGAAAACACUGCCGACAAAGACGAACAAUUUAGUGCAAUUAUGGACAGAUACUUUUUACGAUCACCGGACAACCCGUCUCCAGAUUAUGAUCGGCUGAUAAAUAGCUUAAAGCAGUCAAUGUGUCGUAAAAGUAGACUUUAUGAAUUGUAUGAUAAGGAUGAAUGAAAUUAUGAAAAUGUUUUCUGCAGUGUUGGCAAUGAAUUCGUAUCCAAGAAGUAAGAAUUUGAAAUUGUAUUAAUCAACAUGUUAAAUUUUUAUAUAUAAAUAAUUAUUAUCACUAAAAUAACA